AUAUAUAAGAAGAAGCAGAAACCACUAAAGAGAAAAAUAGCAUUUUUAGAAGCAUUUCUAAGGAAACAUUUUUAAUUGUUAAAAAGUGCAUUGAAAACAAAAAAAACUUAAAAACACAUUUCUAUCGCACCUGUUAAAAUGUUUAUUCCACAAAAAUAGAUAAGAUUUGCUGAAAAUAAAAGCACAAACAGCAGAUAAUAGUAACAAAAUAAUUGUUGUGUUCUAUUGUGUUUGUUGGUGGGUGACACAGUGUGUUUUGUGUGUUCUUCGGGGUCGAGGCAGCAGAAUUUUUCAAUUUGCAAGCAAAAAAGAAAACACCUAAAAGAAAAAGCAAUAAAAACAAAGUUUCAAAGUAGCACAUUUUCAUUUGAUAUUAACAGUUAUUGUACAUAAAGGAACUAAUUAACAUCAAACAGUGAUAAUCAUGACCACGGUUAAUAUUAAUACACGUAAAAGCCCAAAUGUUCUGAAAAAACAGGGCACAGACCAGUGGGUUAAACUGAAUGUGGGUGGUCAAUAUUUUCUCACAACAAAAACAACGUUAUCACGGGAUCCAAAUUCAUUCUUGUCACGAUUAAUACAAGAGGACUGUGAUUUAAUAUCAGAUAAGGACGAAACUGGUGCCUAUUUAAUAGACAGAGAUCCCAAAUACUUUGCACCGGUUCUUAAUUAUUUACGUCAUGGCAAAUUGGUCCUGGAUGGCGUAUCCGAGGAGGGAGUAUUGGAAGAGGCUGAAUUUUAUAAUGUGACACAACUGAUAGCAUUGCUCAAAGAAUGUAUUCAUCACAGAGAUCAAAGACCUCAAACAGAUAAAAAGCGUGUUUAUCGUGUACUGCAGUGCCGGGAACAAGAAUUGACACAGAUGAUCUCAACACUAUCUGAUGGCUGGCGAUUCGAACAGCUAAUCAGCGUGGGCACACAAUAUCAAUUAAACUAUGGUGCAUUUGAUAAUAAUGAAUACCUAUGUGUUGUAUCCAAGGAAUGUGGAACAACUCUUGGUCGUGAAUUGGAACUGAACGAUAGGGCCAAAGUACUGCAACAGAAAGGCUCUCGCAUACUUGGAAUUUAAAAGCAAAACAAAUCAAAAUACAGUGCGUUAGUAGAAGCAAGACACAAACAAUGUUGUACUAUCACCACCCCGCCACGUCCUUUUUGUCCAAAUAUAAAUCAACAACAACAACACUCCUAACAACAAAUCCUCCCAAAAAAAUUAAACAAAAACCAAAAAAGGAAAAAUGCAAACAAUUAUGACACUAGCUGUUAGUUGGAAACAAAAUAGAAAACGAGCGAAUAUCUUUAUUUUGAUACGGAAUAAAACAUAUAGGAAAUGAAUGAUAAAUGUAAUUGAUGAUAAAAUUGUUAUAAAGGUAUUCGUUUGAAUAUUUCGGUAAAACCAAAAAUAAAUCAAUUUUAACCUACAACAAUAUCACCUGUGAUGACAAGGAGGUUAAUUAACAAAACACAGACAACAACACCAACCAUGUCACACAACAAAUUCAAUCACAAAGUUUCAUAAUUGCAUUAUCAUUUUUUAUUUCGUUCUUUUUAACAAAACACAACAUGCAACUGCUAUGCAUUUCAAUGAAUGGUAAAUGUCAUUUCUUCAUUGUUUCAUCACCCCCUUGAAAAAAUAAGAUUAAAUUAAUAAAGACACACAUUUAAGACUUACAAUGCAAAUGCUGCAAAAUAGUGGAAGUAGCAACAAAACAAAAUCCAUAUUUAUUUUAAAACAAUGGAUUUGAAUUUAAAAAGAAAAUAAAAAAGAGAUAUAUUAUUGUAAUAAGUAUCCUAAAAUCGCUUUAGGUUAUACUCACCAGGCUAUAUCUGGAAAAAGAAUAAAUUAUUUUAAUAAAAAAAAAGAAAACUCGACAACAAAUUUUCGUUGCUAUUUUUGAAUUAACAGUUCGCCAAUAUGAUGAUGAUACAUUUUUUUAGUAGUGUUAAACACCUUCCAUCAAUAACAAAAACAACAAUCGACAGAAAAAUAAUUAUAUUAAUACAACCUCCUCCUUUACUACUAAUCCUUGUUUUUACCAUAUAAAUAUUGAGAAUUUAUUAAAAUUACAUUUUUUCUUUCCUUUUUAUAUAUAUAUAUAUAUAUAACAAGCGUACAUAAAUAUGUAAUUUUUUUUAGAUUUUAAUGCUCGACACUUCAACAGAAUAAGAGAAACAAAACACACAUUUUUAAACAUAAAUACUAUUUUAGUCAUUUACUUGUAUUUUGUUAUAUAAAAAGAAAAAAUUAUAUGCAUUUUUUGUUGAAACUACGAGCAUAAAAAAUGAAAAACAGAUAUAAACAUACAUAUAAAUUUAAAUAUUACAAAUGAUAUAAGCUACUUUAAAAAGAAUAUAUACCGAUUGUGUUGACAGUA
Messenger RNA from Musca domestica (house fly), 2372 nucleotides. RefSeq names its product BTB/POZ domain-containing protein KCTD5 (gene inc). Gene Ontology annotation, molecular function: cullin family protein binding. The transcript has 5 exons. The coding region runs from base 425 to 1069 and encodes 214 amino acids. Gene Ontology annotation, cellular component: Cul3-RING ubiquitin ligase complex; cytoplasm. NCBI's taxonomy places the organism in Eukaryota, Metazoa, Arthropoda, Insecta, Diptera, Muscidae. The record is from RefSeq and is a predicted model, not a curated record. Gene Ontology annotation, biological process: proteasome-mediated ubiquitin-dependent protein catabolic process; protein homooligomerization.